AUCGAAAGCAGUGGAGUCACCUAUUUUUGGCGUUUUAAGCUUUUUCUCCUGAGGAUUUUAUACCAGUCAAUGCAGAAAACUCCUUCAGAAGCCUUAUGGAAACCUGCCCAUGAAGACUCAAAAAUCUUGAUCGUUGACUCUCCUGGGAUGGGCAAUGCAGAGGAUGAGCAGCAAGAAGAAGGCACCUCUUCCAGGCAAGUGACUAAGCCAGGCCUGCAGGAGAGGAGAAGAGAGGGCGAAGCAGAGGAGCCCACAGACGACUCACUGCCCCCAUUGGGAGACGGUGGAGGCCAUGAGGCAGUGGAGGAGAAGCUCCUUGAGAUCCAAGGGAAAAUCGAGGCUGUGGAGAUGCACCUGACUAGGGAGCACAUGAAGCGCGUCCUGGGGGAAGUGUACCUGCACACCUGGAUCACAGAGAACACCAGCAUCCCCACCAGAGGGCUCUGCAACUUUCUAAUGUCUGAYGAAGAGUACGAGGACAGAACGGCGGUGCUGAUUGGACACAUCUCAAAGAAGAUGAACAAACAGACUCUCCCUGAACACUGCAGCUUGUGUAAAAAGAUCUUGCCGUUCACAGAUCGCAAACAGGCCGUCUGCUCUAAUGGGCACAUCUGGCUCCGGUGCUUCUUAACCUACCAGUCCUGCCAGAGCUUGAUAUACAGACGGUGUCUGCUCCAUGACAGCAUCGCUCGGCACCCAGCCCCAGAAGAUCCUGACUGGAUUAAGAGGUUGCUGCAGAGCCCCUGUCCUUUCUGUGAUUCUUCUGUCUUCUGAAUGCAGUAGUGGAGGGCAGAAGGGCGUGAGCUGUGGAGCAUUCCAGAGCACGGGAAGCCGUGCA
Molecule: messenger RNA, 838 nt
Organism: Urocitellus parryii (Arctic ground squirrel)
Lineage: Eukaryota; Metazoa; Chordata; Mammalia; Rodentia; Sciuridae
Source: RefSeq, a predicted model, not a curated record